AAAAGUGACUAUCAACAAAUUAUUUUGAAUAAUUGCAAUUUGAAGAAGACCUGGCCUUUUCCUUGGAAGAAAUCUCAACACACCUAUAUAAUACGCUACCUAUUGCCUGAUCGAUCAUAUCGCUCAUGCAUUGAGUCCAGUGAGAACAGCCCUAUAGUACUAUUGCCAAUAUAUGUACUGAGAAUAGCUCCCCCAUAACCCCAGAGAGAGAACACAUACAUGUACAGACUACAGACAUAUAUAUGGAGCAGUGAGAAUAUAUAGCCCCAGUAUUCUUCAUAUAUAGCAUACAACACAGUUGCCAAUUAAGAAAACAUGGGAGCCUGGCUCCUUAUACCCUUCUCCGUCUUCCUCACUUUCACCCUAAAGUUCAUCCUCUUCCCCUACAAACCCUCCCACAAACUCAACGCCCCACUCCCUCCGGGUCCCACCACCAUACCCGUCGUCGGCACCUUCAUAUGGCUCUUCAAACUCGCCUCCCGCGGCAUCGAGCCCGUCCUCCGUGACCUACAUGCCACGUACGGCGGCAUCGUCUCUGUCCCCGUCCCCUUCUCUUACCCCGUCAUCAUGAUCGCCGACCGCUCCCUCGCCCACCAAGCCCUUGUCAACAACGGUGCCGUUUUUGCCGACCGCCCUGAGGUCCAACCAUCCAUCAAGUUCAUCACCAGCAACCAACGCAUCAUCGCCACCGCUGGCUACGGCUCUACGUGGCGCCUCCUUCGCCGGAACCUUGUCUCUGAGCUCAUGGUUCCGUCUCGGCUCAAGGCCUUGGCCGGUUCCAGGAAGUGGGCCCUAGACAGCCUCGCCAGCCGUCUUGCAACGUCGUCGUCAUCGGGACGUAACAUGGUGGGAGUUUUGGAUCAUUUCCGGAUGUCCAUGACGGGUUUGUUUCUGUAUAUGUGUUUUGGUGAGAAGAUGGAGGAGGAGAAGGUGAGAGAAAUUGUGGACGUUCAGCGUCGGCUUCUGUUGGGUUUGGUCGGAGAGUUUCAGAUUCUCAACUUUGGCCCUGCAUGGUUUACCAAGAUUUUGUUUUAUAAGCGGUGGAGUCGCUUCUUCCAGGUUCUCCAGCGGCAAAUAAACCUCCUGCUGCCUCUGAUACAAGCACGGAAGAAGAUAAAGGAAAGAAAAUGCUCGAGUAACCGAAAAGAAGAUAACAACAACAAUCAAGCAUUUGUUGAUACCUUAAUGGAUUUAGAACUCCCUGACGAGAAACGAACAUUCGAUGAAGUAGAAGUGGUGAACCAAUGCUCGGAUUUCCUCAACUCCGGCGUAGACACAAUUGCCAUAACACUGCAAUGGAUGAUGGCAAACAUAGUGAAACACCCACGCAUUCAAGACAAACUUGUCACAGAAAUUAGACAAAUUGUGGGAGACGGAGAAGUUGAAGAGGUGGAAGAGGAGAACCUGCACAGAAUGAAGUAUUUAAAAGCGGUUGUGCUAGAAGGUCUGCGUCUUCACCCGCCGUCGCACUUUUUGCUUCCGCACUCCGUCACUGAGGACGUCAUUUUGGACGGGCGUUACGUUGUGCCAAAGGACUGCACUGUGAACUUCUCUGUGGCGGAGAUGGGGCGGGAUCCGAAGGUGUGGGCGGAGCCGAUGGAGUUCAAGCCUGAGAGGUUUCUGAGUGAUGAGGAGAACUUGUGUGAUUUAACUGGUAGUAAGGAGAUCAAGAUGAUGCCGUUUGGGGUAGGGAGGAGGAUGUGUCCUGGUUCGAAUUUGGCAAUGCUGCUUUUGGAGUACUUUGUGGCGAAUUUGGUUUGGAAAUUCGAGUGGAGAGCUGUGGAGGGAGUUGGGGUUGAUUUGAGUGAGAAGGAGGAGACGAGUUGGGGGAUGAAUAAUCCAUUGCAGGCACAUAUCACUCCAAGGUUGAAGACAUGAGAAUACAUGUGAACUCCUUCGAACGAGUCGUGGAUCUGUACUCGAUCGUAUUAUACUUAUUUGCCAACUGCGUAUGGGCUGCAGUAUAAAUAAUGAAUGUAUAACAAAACAAUAAAAUGUUCAAGUUGUAAUUUACGUACUUUUGCUA
Rosa chinensis is the source of this 2026-nucleotide messenger RNA. Its product is annotated as cytochrome P450 89A2. Bases 316 to 1878 code for a protein of 520 amino acids. Lineage: Eukaryota; Viridiplantae; Streptophyta; Magnoliopsida; Rosales; Rosaceae. The transcript is spliced from 2 exons. The record is from RefSeq and is a predicted model, not a curated record. Gene Ontology annotation, molecular function: iron ion binding; oxidoreductase activity, acting on paired donors, with incorporation or reduction of molecular oxygen, NAD(P)H as one donor, and incorporation of one atom of oxygen; heme binding. Gene Ontology annotation, cellular component: membrane.